AGUGCGCAUUCAGUCGUGGCGGGAAACACGGAGACAUGCGUCCCGAACGAACCAUACCGCGGCCGGCCGUCAGUUUCGCGCCAUUUCUACAGUAAUGGGAACGACUCGGUCGCCGCGGACGGGACAAAUCACAAAAUCAACCUCAUUGGACUCUUUCGUAUAAAAAAACUGAUCGGCUAUAAAGUUAAUAUAUAAAAUUUAAAGCAUUCCAAUGUUAAUAAAAUCUGUGACUUUUUAAUACCCAAAAUGGCUGUGCGAUUAGUUUUACAAAAAUGUUUUUUGUUAUACAAUAAUUUAUGCGUAAAAUUUAAACGUUGCGUUACUUUUUCGUAAAUCGAAAUGGUUGAGACUGAAGUGUUAGUGACGACAGAAAAUCCGGCGACCCCACAUAGGUCGCCGACACCUGAAUUACAUGCGACCUACACCUCUUUGGAAAUCCUUGUUGCAUUGGUCGCUGUUGUUGGAAACUCUAUGGUGAUUUACGUGUUUAGGAAAGACCGAAGGUUGCGAAGGCGAACGAAUUACUACAUAGUCUCUUUAGCGAUUGCAGAUUUGUUAGUGGGUUUGCUGGGAAUUCCGUUUGCGAUAUUAGCUUCAGUGGGAUUGCCAAGGAACCUCUACGCCUGUCUCUUUACAGUGUCAUUGUUAGUGAUGUUGUGUACGAUAAGCAUCUUUUGCUUGGUGGCAGUGUCUGUGGAUCGCUAUUGGGCCAUUCUUUAUCCAAUGUGCUACUCAAGGAAUGUGCGAACCAAAACUGCAAUUUCAAUAAUAUCAGCCUGUUGGGUCGCGGGUGCUGGUGUGGGUUUGCUACCACUGUUCGGCUGGCACGCGGCGGUGGGCCCGUCUCCAGGAUGCUACUUCGUAGAAGUCAUGGACUACAACUACCUGCUGUUCCUUUACUUCGCGACAAUUGUCACACCCAGCGUCCUUCUCGCAGCAUUCUACGCUCAUAUUUACCGGGUUGUUGUCAAGCAGAUGAGUGCUGUAGUCACUGUUGAAGGCGGACAGGGUCGCGCCGGAACCAUGCUGCGAGUUCUUGGUGCAGCUCAGAAGAGGGAAGUGAAAGCUACACAGAACCUGGCCAUCAUUGUGUUCUUCUUCAUUGUCUGCUGGAUACCACUGUACACUAUCAAUGCUAUUAAAGCAUUCAUGCCACAGUUAGACAUCCCAAAUCCUCUCACAUACUUCUGCAUCAUCGUCUCCCAUUUAAACUCUGCUAUCAAUCCUUUACUCUACGCAUAUCAUUUAAAAGACUUCAGAGCUGCAUUAAAAGGUCUCUUGUGUACCAUUAUUGGUCGAGGAGUCCCUCUUCCUGCUGUUUAUAGACCACCAGUCCCUAUGCGACGCCCGGCAUUAGAACGGUGCAAUGCUUUACGCGAACGUCCUAAAAUUUAUGUCAAUUCUCCCGUGUGGCUCAGACAGAAAGAAGCUGAGAGAGUACAACAAGAAAAGAAAUGUGAAACAGCAACUACAGCUGUUGCUGAUACAGAUUUAGAACCUUUUAUAAGCAAAUCUCACAACAACAGUAAAGAAUGCUAUUCUUCUGAUGGGCGAGAUAAUAUAGGGCCAUUCCUAAUCGAAACUCAACAUGAAAGUCAGAAUACUUCUAGAAAAAUUGGAAAUACCCUACGGCGAUCCAGGAAUAUGAAUGCUGAAAAUAGUUGACCAUUAACCAGCCGGAAUAAUACCGGCUAAAAAGCUUUAAAUUAUUUUAAGACAUUUAUUGUAACUAAGGAGAUUAUAUUCAGUUACCAAAGUUUUAUCGCUGUUAUCAAUGUGUAUUUAUAAAACUAUUUAGUACCUAAGGAUGUUGUUGAUAUUAAAGUAUUCCUUAUUGUUGUUGUAUUUUAUGGAUGUGAUUGAUGCUUUUUAAAUAAAUGUGGGCUUGAAUGUGA
Messenger RNA from Leptidea sinapis, 1895 nucleotides. RefSeq names its product adenosine receptor A3 (gene AdoR). Gene Ontology annotation, molecular function: G protein-coupled adenosine receptor activity. Bases 340 to 1665 code for a protein of 441 amino acids. Lineage: Eukaryota; Metazoa; Arthropoda; Insecta; Lepidoptera; Pieridae. The transcript is spliced from 3 exons. Gene Ontology annotation, biological process: G protein-coupled adenosine receptor signaling pathway; adenylate cyclase-activating G protein-coupled receptor signaling pathway. Gene Ontology annotation, cellular component: membrane. The record is from RefSeq and is a predicted model, not a curated record.